AUGGCGUUGGUGAAUUCAUUUCUUCUCCCCACAAAAAGCCAUCUUGCUUUGCAUGUUUCAUCUCCACCAUCCAAAACAACAACACUCCUUUCUACUAACCCAUCUUCCAAUUCCAAUUUCAACUUCAACAAAGCCUUGUCAUCAAGAAGAAGGAAGCAAUCAUGGCAUGUUGCUGCUACUGCAGAUAUCAAAGCUGCAUCAACUUUACUUGACGGGGAAGAAGACCAGAAAGUUCUAGUGGAACCUUCUAGUGAGCAAGAACGCAAGGGUGAGAGAGAGGUUGCAGAUUAUGAUUGGACACAGGAAUGGUACCCAUUGUAUCUCACUAAGAAUGUACCGCAUGAUGCACCAUUGGGUCUCAAAGUGUAUGACAAGAACAUUGUGCUGUUUAGAGAUGCUAAUCAUCAGUUUCAAUGCUAUGAAGAUCGAUGUCCCCACAGGCUAGCAAAACUAUCAGAAGGCCAGUUGAUUGAUGGAAGGCUUGAAUGCCUGUAUCAUGGAUGGCAAUUCGAAGGCGAGGGAAAAUGUGUCAAGAUACCUCAGCUUCCAGCUGAUGCCAAAAUUCCCAAAUCAGCCUGUGUUAAAACAUAUGAGGUGAGGGACUCUCAAGGUGUUCUUUGGGUAUGGAUGUCUCCAAAGACACCUCCAAAUGCAAGUAAAAUACCUUGGUUUGAGAACUUUGCAAGGCCAGGAUUUCAAGAUAUUUCAACAACUCAUGAACUCCCAUAUGACCAUUCUAUUCUGCUGGAAAACUUGAUGGAUCCUGCUCAUGUUCCGAUCUCGCACGAUAGAACGGACUGGACUGCAAAAAGAGAAGAUGCACAGUCACUAGGUUUUGAGGUGACUGAACGAACUGAUAGAGGUUUUGCAGGUUGGUGGGGACGAGAGAAAGAUGGUUCUAAGCCUAACUUCUUACGGUUUGAAGCUCCUUGUGUUCUACAAAAUAACAGGGAAAUCGUUGAUAAAAAUGGUGAAAUAAACCACUUUAGUGGUUUGUUCCUUUGUAGACCAACAGGGCAAGGGAAAUCCAUGUUGAUAGUGAGGUUUGGAGCAACAAAAAGAUCUCCAUUAAUAAAACUGUUUCCCGAAUGGUACUUCCAUCAGAAUGCAAGCAAGGUUUUUGAACAAGACAUGGGAUUCUUAUCAUCUCAAAAUGAAAUUCUUUUGAAAGAGAAGGUUCCAACAAAAGAACUAUACCUGAAUUUAAAAUCAUCAGACACGUGGGUUGCUGAAUACCGAAAGUGGAUGGAUAAAGUGGGACACGGAAUGCCUUAUCAUUUCGGUCACAGCACUAUUUCAUUGCCUAAAGAGCCUGCUGUGGUUGAACAUGCACCUGCCGGACUUGUUGCAGGACAAUCAGCUUCCUCGCCUGCAAAGGGAGGCAUUGGAACUAUGCAUGCUCCAAAUUUAGCAAAUAGAUAUUUCAGACAUGUAAUACAUUGUAAAGGAUGUAGUACCGCUGUCAAAGCUUUUCAAACUUGGAAAAACGUCCUUUCUGCUGUGGUUGUUGCAUUAGCUGCAUUGGCAAUUCUGGUAUCUGGGAAACAAUGGAAAGUCCUCUUGUUAGCAUCUGCAUCCUUGUGCUCUGUUGGAGUAUAUGCUUGUUCAACAGCUAUUGCAAUGAAUACAACAAACUUUAUUAGGGUACAUAGGAGAUUGUGA
Vicia faba (fava bean) is the source of this 1662-nucleotide messenger RNA. The record is from the annotation of a GenBank genome assembly. NCBI's taxonomy places the organism in Eukaryota, Viridiplantae, Streptophyta, Magnoliopsida, Fabales, Fabaceae.